AUGCCCGCGCUAACAGCGAAGGUUGGACGGGUAUACUUUGCUUGUGUCAUGGAUGCCUCAACAUUAGCAUCUCCUUCCUCUCCCCUCAACAUUACUAAUUCAAAAAAUAGGCAUGAGUGUGGUGCUCAUGCUAUAGUAGAUGAAACUUGUCAUGAUUCUACAUCUGAUGAGGAUAUAGUUGUAAUAAAUAGAGAAGGAGAUCCUAUACUUAUAGAUGUUGAGGCAGCCCUAGCAAGAGGUGCAAGUAUCGAACCGGCAAUAGGAAUGGCAUUUACUGAUGAAGAUGAAGCUUAUGAUUAUUAUAAUAAGUACGCAAAAUUGGUAGGGUUUGGUAUAAGAAAGGGAAGGACAAUAUGGAAACAAGGUGGAAGAAUUAGUUUGAUUUUAGAAUGUUGUAGGCAAGGUUAUCGUAAUGAGAUGUAUGAUGGAAGUGAAAUUGCUUGCCCCCACACAAAAUGUGGAUGUCAACCAAAGAUCCGCAUUAAGAAGAAUGAGAACAAUAGAUGGGUUAUUGCGAAGUUGUAA
Molecule: messenger RNA, 525 nt
Organism: Amborella trichopoda
Lineage: Eukaryota; Viridiplantae; Streptophyta; Magnoliopsida; Amborellales; Amborellaceae
Source: RefSeq, a predicted model, not a curated record